Rhizophagus irregularis DAOM 181602=DAOM 197198 is the source of this 2179-nucleotide messenger RNA. RefSeq lists its product as uncharacterized. The record is from RefSeq and is a predicted model, not a curated record. Gene Ontology annotation, biological process: protein neddylation. Gene Ontology annotation, molecular function: NEDD8 activating enzyme activity. Gene Ontology annotation, cellular component: cytoplasm. Lineage: Eukaryota; Fungi; Glomeromycota; Glomeromycetes; Glomerales; Glomeraceae.
AAAAAUCUUUGAAAAGUAAAUACAGGUACAGGAUACGUUUGAAUGUAUCAAAAUGAUUGAAAUAAGAUUAAGAUAAGCCAAUAUUAAUAUCUUUUACUAAGUAAAAAGUAAAAAAGAUUAUGUUUAACUUUUAUACAUUAGAUAAGUUUCUAAAUUUUUUACUUUUAUUUUUAUUUUUAAUAUAACGACAAGAACAGAGCAGUGUACAAAACAAAGUGCUAACCCUUUAGAUAAGUUUCUAAAUAUUCUUUUGAUUUUUUUGUUAUAAUAAAUUAUGAGAUCACGUGGAGCGACAAUUUUGCAGAAAAUACGUUAUACGGGGGUAUAUUGUUUGUAAGGUACAACACAUUUUUGAGUUCUAUCAAAAGAUCCAUAUUUUGUAAGACAUGUGACUUAACAUUACUCACAUACUCUACGUACUAAUCAACAGUAAUUUAUUUUGACUUUUUUUUUUAUUUUAACGAAAAUGAUUAUUGACAAAAAAACUCAAAAAUAUGACCGUCAACUUCGCUUGUGGCAGGCAAGUGGUCAGACAGCACUAGAGACUGCCAAAGUAUGCCUCAUUAAUGGUACAGCAACAGGCUGCGAAAUUCUAAAGGACUUGGUUUUGCCUGGUAUAGGAUCUUUCACUGUGGUAGACGGAAAAAUUGUUGAAGGCUCUGACGUUGGGAACACAUUUUUCUUGGUUUCUGACAGUAUAGGCACGAAUAGAGCUCAAGCGGUUACAGAGUUUUUGCAAGAGCUAAAUGAAGACGCAAAAGGGUUUCAUUUUUCUGAGGAUCCGGUUGCUCUAAUUGAAAAUCAACCAGAGUAUUUCUUGCAAUUUUCCAUUGUGAUCACUACGGAUCUUCCCGAAAAACCUUUACUCAAGUUAGCAGAUACUCUAUGGAAUGCAAAAAUUCCUCUUGUUAUUGUACGCACUAUUGGUUUUAUAGGAUAUUUUCGUAUCGUUUUACCAGAACAUACCGUUGUGGAGACGCACCCGGAAAACGUUAUUGAUCUACGAUUAGAUGUUCCUUUUCCAGCUCUUGAGCAGUAUGUGAAUACAUUUAAUUUUGAAACCUUAGAUAGUAUGGAUCAUGCGCAUGUUCCCUAUGUAGUAAUACUUUUGAAAUAUCUGAAACAAUGGAAACAAGACCACGAUGGCAAAUUACCUAGUACUUCUGCAGAAAGGAACGAAUUCAAACAGCUUGUUCAAAGUGGUAGACGCAAUGUUGAUGAGGAAAACUUUGAUGAAGCAUUGGCAAGUGUAUGGAAAGCUUGUGCAGCUACUAAGGUGCCUCAUCAUGUCGAGGAAAUCUUUAAGAAUUCGUCAUGUGAUAGCAUAACGAUCGAGUCAUCAAAUUUCUGGAUUAUUGCUCGAGCUGUUCGUGAUUUUGUAUCAAAUGAAGGUCUAGGUUUACUUCCGCUCGCUGGAAAUGUACCAGAUAUGAAGGCUGACACUUCUAAUUAUGUUGCAAUGCAAAACAUCUAUCGUCAGAAAGCUAAAGAGGACAUAUCUGCUGUUCGUACGCGUGUUCAUGAUAUCUUGAAUUCUAUUGGACGACCAGCUGAAUUCAUUUCCGACGACGAAAUAGAUAGUUUUUGCAAGCAUGCAUCCUUCAUUCAAGUUAUUCGAUACAGAUCACUACAGGAGGAAUACAUAACUGAACCGAAGAAACUCGAUAUCGGUCGAUGGUUACAAGAUCCUCAAGCAAAUAUUGUUCAUUAUGUUCUUAUUCGAGCAAUGGAUCGAUUUUAUGAAUCUCACAAUCGUUAUCCUGAUGCCGCAACUUAUUUCCUUGAAGAUGAUACCGAAGAAGUAAGCGAGGAAGCAAAAAACGAAUUUAAUACUUUAAAAACUUACGUUGAUAAUUUAUUGAGAGAGUGGGAAAUAACAAAUUAUCCAGAACAUUUAGAUAAUCAUAUUCAUGAAAUUUGCCGAGCUGGAAGUUCAGAAUUGGCAAAUAUUGCUUCUUUACUUGGGGGCAUGGUAUCACAAGAAGUCAUCAAACUCGUCACUAAACAAUAUAUUCCUAUGAAUAACACAGUAAUUUUUGAUGGUGUAAGGUCAACUUCUUCUUCAUAUAUAUUAUAAAAAUUUUGUAAGAACCUUAAGUGUGGGAUACGUAAAUUAAUGAUGGGUUAAUAAUAAAUAACAAAACAAAAUCAUUAAUGCACUUGAUUUAAAAUAUUUCAA